AUGAAUGCUGAAACUGAAGUAUCAAAAAUAGAAAACAUACUUGAUAAAAUAUUACCUGAGAAGGAUUUGAACUUAGUAACAAUAAAGAGUGUAAGAAAAGAUGUAGCUGAUCAUUUAAAUGUAGAUGAAUCAUAUUUUUCGGAAAAUAAGGAAAAGAAGGAUUUACUUAAGAAUAUUUUAAAAGAGAAACUUUUAAAAUUAUAUAACGAACAGAAGGAGGAAGAAACUACUGAUGAAGUAUCAGAUAAGAGAGAGAAGACCAAGAAGACAGAAAAUACAUAUAACGUUGAGGAUAUAAAAAAGAAGGAAUCCGAAAAAAAUAUAAAAAAAAAUGAUAAGGAAUAUGAAGAUGAAUACUCCAAUGAUACUGUUAAUUAUAACUCGACCAAAGAAAAGGGCAAAAAAAGGAGGGAAAUAAACUCGGACGAUGAUAAUAAGAUAUUGAAAAAGAAGAGAAAAAGGAAAGUAGAGGACCAAAGGGAACAGGAAGAGGAAGACGAAGAUGAUGGGGAAACAGAAAAUAAGAAAAAUAAAAGUAACAACGAUUCGAAAAUACGUAGUGAUGAUGAUGACAGUAUUUCAAAAAAACAAAAAGAAAAAAAAAAAAAAAGGGCAAGUGGAAAUGAUAAAGAAAAAAGUGUACAAACAGUUAAAAAGGAGAAAUUAAGAAAAAUUGUUUUAGAUCUUAAGAUAGGACCAACUAUUUUCAAAGAUUUAAACAAACAAGAUGAAGAAGAAUAUAAUAAGAAAUUGCAAGAGCGAAUAAUUACAUAUUGUGAAAAAAAAGAAAUAUGUUCGGAAAAUGGAAGACUACCAAAUCCUGCAGAAAUACACGAGUACAGGAAGAAAAUUAAAUUAAAAGAAGAGCUAGAUGGUAUUGAUCCGUCAAAUAUAAUAGAUUCAAGCACAAGGCCGAGGAGGAGAAACGAAAAUAUGUACAUAUCUAAGGCUUUUUCAGGAUUGGAAGAGGAGGAAGACGAUGAGGAAGACGAAGAAGAGGAAAAUGAAGGGGAUGACAGUGAUAGUAAUAAUACGAAAAAAGAGAAAAAAUUAAAAAAUAAGAACAGUAAAAAGGGGGUGGAUGACGAGGAUGAUGCGGAUGAUGAGGAUGAUGAGGAUGACGAAGAUGGCGAAGAUGGCGAAGAUGACGAAGAGGAGGAUGACGAAGAGGAGGAUGACGAAGAGGAGGAUGAUGAAGAGGAGGAUUACGAAGAUGAGGAUGAUGAUGACUAA
This is a messenger RNA of Plasmodium malariae, 1233 nucleotides long. Its product is annotated as conserved Plasmodium protein, unknown function. The record is from RefSeq and is a predicted model, not a curated record. NCBI's taxonomy places the organism in Eukaryota, Apicomplexa, Aconoidasida, Haemosporida, Plasmodiidae. Bases 1 to 1233 code for a protein of 410 amino acids. The transcript is spliced from 2 exons.